Molecule: messenger RNA, 3216 nt
Organism: Armigeres subalbatus
Lineage: Eukaryota; Metazoa; Arthropoda; Insecta; Diptera; Culicidae
Exons: 8
Coding region: 359-2254 (631 amino acids)
Cellular component (GO): nucleus
Source: RefSeq, a predicted model, not a curated record
CGUGUCAAAAAUUCUGAAUCCAUCGAAUCCAUCUAACCAAACAGUAAACAAGUUGAAACAAUUUUUUCCAAUUUCAAUAGUACAUUCAAAAAUUAAAAUUCGUAAAUUGGUUAAAAAUGUCCCUUGAUAAAUAGUGUUCUACAAUAUAGCUUCAAUUCACAGUUCCGGUAAUUUCUUAAAUACUAAUCGUGGUAUGUAUCGGGUCAAACGGUACAUAAUGGAUGAAGUUUACGGAUUAAAUCAUGUUUUUAUAGUAGUACAGAUUGAAUGAAAUACCUAGAUAUACUGAAAGUAAAGGAAAUGUUUUCAGUGAUGUGAAUAUACUUUGCAAAGCUCAGAUUUACGAUACCAUAAUAUAAUGGAACAAUUCUCACAUGAUUUGACACUUGCACUUGAGGAAACAUCCCGUUGUGGCGAAACCAAGCAUCGAUGGGGAAUGCGUAGAAGAACACGGUCAACUGGAAAUUUGCCUUGUGCUCCUCAGCCUACCGAGGAUAGUUCCAGUAGCCCAGCCGACCAGUUGGAAAUCAAUACUAGCCAAAAUUCUCCCCAGCUCAGCGGAGCCAAUAAUCACAUUCAGAGCGAUUCUGAUGACCGUCAUGCUUUAGCAUUCGCAUUUCGAUCACGUCAAACCCAUCAUAUGCCAGGAAAUUUUGAAUCGGACUCAUUCAACGAAAACUUCAGUCCAGCGAGACCAAACAUCCGCCGGAAGAGGAAAUUCAAAAGGAUGGCAGUAGGAUAUGAUCCACCUUUGUCGUCGACAUCCGUACCAAACAGUUCCAUAUUUCCCGCGAUAGUUAAAAAACGAGCUUUCAAUCACGAAACACUUAGAAGCAGCCUUUUUUUCUGUGGAAAAAGAAAAAGAGGCCAUCGUGAUCGAUAUUUCGACUAUGAUGCAUACAAACAGCACUCGAGCAGUGUCCCGAGGCAAAGAGAUUUAUUCUCUCCAAAGUCUUCGUCGUACCUCGAGGGAAAACCUCGUAACAGAGCAUCAUCGUUCUCAUCCGGUGUAACACUGAACAGGAGUAUUAUAUCUAAGAUCGAAAAAAUGUCACAAACAUCCGACAAAAAUUUGAAACUUUGUUUCCAGUUCUCGACUCCGCCUAAUAGAAAGGUUGAUGUAAUUGGCGAACCUCUAUUUGAAUCGAACGGCAGUAGAGUUGAUGCAAUGUGCUGUUCGGAUGAAAAUGAGAUCAAUUCUAAAAGCAUGCAAACGUUCCCUACUAAUGUGCCAGAUCAAACAUUGAAAACAAGCGAAAUUACUGAUCCGCCACCGACGGUACAAUCGACUAAACUAAAGACGCAAAGCUUUGAACCUGUCUGUGACGUUCAGAUACGCCGCAUAAAAAGCAAACGCACUUCUAAAUCCCACAAAGUAAAACACUGUCGGAAGCAGGAUAUAAUGCAAAUGCAGUUCGAUGACCGGAUGAGUUGCAAUAUAAGUGAAUUAUUGAGUUCAAGUUCUCUAAGUUCAAGUGAUUCGGAGGCUGUCAAUACGAAUGAGUCUGACCACGAAGGCGACGAUGAACUUACGGAUUGGCCCGGAAAUGAAGGAAUGGUCAAUUUCGCUUCGAAAAAUGAUUUUAAACGAGCAAACAAAACUCGUGUCAUGAAACCAUCGCUUCCUCAAAUAAAACAGCAAGACGAUAUCCAGGAUGAUGACACAUUAAUGUCCACAGAUGAUAAUGUAAUUCGUAAAUUAUCGAGUUACGAAGCCAAUGAUGUGGGAGAACCCUCGCAGCACUCCCAAGGUAGCUUAAAAUAUUCGCCUGGCUCUUCGGAGGAUCUACCAUUAAAUCAGCAAAAAUCAGUGGUUUUAUCCGCGGGAUAUCAACCGACCAACCGGAUUGAUAUUAACACUGAAGAGUCCAACAAUUUCUUUUCGUCUCAAGACAUUUUCACUGAUAUUCGUGAAAUCAGAGCAGGUUGUCGAAGAAUACGCGAUGAAAGGCCUGGAUUUUCUAUUAUUUCCAGUGCGAAUGAACUUUUAGCAAGGUUCCUACAAAAUGACCAAGAACAAGUUCUGACUCUUUUCAAUAUCAACACUACCGAACAUGAUAACCUAUUCGGGUUGUCCAAAUUGUACUCGUUAACAAUGACAGUAGAAAAUGGACGUGUCAUACUGAGCAAAACAAGUAACACAAUGCAAUCAGUACGGGUGGAUCAUACUCAUUUGCCCAAAAGUAUUGCGGAUUUUAAACGUCGUUGUUAUGGGGAUAAUGAUGAUCUCCAUUUAACAAACUUACCUGAAUAAUUCUGCAGGGUCAGAUUUUGUGUAAUGUAAAUAAAUAUUAUCAUAAACGUUUAUAUUAAUUCUAUACAAUGACAUCCCUUUUAUUAUUCAUUCAUAAUUUUGUAUUAUUAAGGGCCGAUGUCCACGUAGCGGUUUUGAACUUGCGUGCACGCGGCGUCCACGCAUUUGCGGCAGGAAGUACCCAACAUCACAUAGAAUCAUGCACACGCACUUGCGUUAACGCGGCGUCGACUCGCGUCUCAUUUGCGGCGAAAGUUACCGCAAAGUCACCGCUUUUCCCCACAGGAACGCAGCGUGCACGCGAGUAGUUUUUGACAUUUCUCUAUUCUUUUUCUUUCCAACAAGAUUUCUAAUGGGAAAAUCUGCAGAAAGAAUCUGUCAGAGCGAAAUCAAAACAAACAAAAAUACUUCGCAAAUCAGUUCAUUUUGGUUUCGCAAAUUAGUUUGCAAAUAACAAAACGUUUCAAAUCUAACUUUUUUAAAUAAUAGUGCUAGUAAUAGUUCGGAGCAGCAAAUGUUUCUUUCGCUCCUAUGUUAAUACCAGCCGUGAUCAGCACACCUUUGGAAAGAAGUGACAAGCAAACAUCCCAGGCUGGCGAAUAGUGUUAAAGUCAACCGAAAUAUGUGUGCGAUAGUGACGUUGAUUGUACCAACUUUAUCAGAAUAAAUUGAUUUCCGAACAGACAGCGAUGUGACAGUUUUGGACUGAAUGACGGAGCAGACGAAAUUCAACCAACAAAGUGUAUUCCGCGGGACCCUACACCAAGGCAGGCGAUACCAGUUCCAUGGGAAGAAUAAUAAAUGAAUGUUGACGGAAGGAUGUCGUCAAACAAUGUGGAUUGCGAUUGCAAAAAGAAACGGGACCACAUGAUGAGAUGGUGGCGAGCCACAGUAAGACUCCGGGAUCUGUGCGACUCUUCUAGUGUUGUGGGGCAACGCUAUUGCGGUCGGUCCGUGUUACA